Rangifer tarandus platyrhynchus (Svalbard reindeer) is the source of this 2034-nucleotide messenger RNA. The record is from the annotation of a GenBank genome assembly. Lineage: Eukaryota; Metazoa; Chordata; Mammalia; Artiodactyla; Cervidae.
AUGAAGGUGCCGGGGAGGAGCCGCUUCUGGAUGUGGCUUCCAUUCCUGCAGCUGCUGGUGAGCAGCAAGCAGCCCGAGGGCGUGGCGGGACCCGCUGGCGAGGGGCCGCGGGGCCGGGGGGCGGCUGUCCCACAGAGGAAGCCCUGGGUUCUGGACGGCUGCCGGAGGCUCUCCGGGCUCCUGCGCCAGAAGGCCGCCGUUCUGAACAAGCUGGAGGACGCGAUCAGAGCCGUGGAGAGGGACGCCAGCCUCUCGGACCAAGAGAAGCUGUUCCAGGUGCACACGCUUGAGAUUUUCCAGAAGGAGCUGAAUGAAAGCGAGAACUCGGUCUUCCAGGCUGUCCACGGCCUCCAGAGAGCGCUGCAGGGCGACUACAGGGACGUGGCCAACAUGAGGGAGAGCAGCCGGCAGCGCCUGGAGGCCCUGCGUGCGGCGGCCAUCAAGGAGGAGACAGAAUAUGUGGAACUUCUGGCAGCAGAAAAACAUCAAGUUGAAGCCCUUAAAAACAUGCAGCAUCGAAACAAAAGUCUGUCCAUGCUGGACGAGAUCCUCGAGGAUGUGCGGAGGGCGGCAGACCGUCUGGAGCUGGAGAUUGAGGAGCAUGCCUUCGACGACAAUAAGGCGGUCAAAGGGGUCAAUUUUGAGGCGGUCCUGCGGCUGGAGGAGGAGGAGGCCGACUCUCAGCAGAACCUCAGCAGGCGGGAGGUGGAGGAGGACCUGGGCCUGAGCAUGCUCAUCGACUCCCAGAACAACCAGUACAUCCUGACGCGGCCCCGGGACGCCACCAUCCCGCGGGCUGACCACCACCUCAUAAAGGACAUCGUCAGCAUCGUGAUGCUCUCCCUGCCCUGUGGCUGGCUCUGCACCACCAUCGGGCUGCCCACCAUGUUCGGCUACAUCAUCUGCGGCGUGCUGCUGGGGCCCUCCGGACUCAACAGUAUCAAGUCGAUUGUACAGGUGGAGACAUUAGGAGAAUUUGGUGUGUUCUUUACUCUGUUCCUUGUUGGCUUAGAAUUUUCCCCAGAGAAGCUAAGAAAGGUGUGGAAGAUCUCCCUGCAGGGGCCCUGCUACAUGACUCUGCUCAUGGUGGCCUUCGGCUUGGUCUGGGGCCACCUUCUGCAGAUCAGACCCACCCAGAGCGUCUUUAUCUCUACCUGCCUGUCCUUGUCGAGCACACCCCUGGUGUCCAAGUUCCUCGUGGGCAGCUCCCGCAGUGACAAGGAAGGCGACAUCGACUAUGGGGCGCUGCUGCUGGGGGUGCUGGUGACUCAGGAUGUGCAGCUGGGGCUGUUUAUCGCCGUCCUGCCCACGCUCAUCCAGGCGGGAGCUGGUGCUCAUGCCAGCGUCACCAUGGAGGCCCUGCGGCUCCUGGCCCUGGUCGGGCAGGUCGUCUUCUCGCUCGCCGCCGUUCUGCUCGUCUGUCUGCUGGUGAGGACCUACCUUGUGGGGCCUUACUGCCGGAAGCUGCACGCAGAGAGCAAAGGGAACAAGGAGAUCCUGGUCCUGGGCAUCUCCGCCUUCACCUUCCUCAUGCUGACGGUCACCGAGCUGCUGGACGUGUCCAUGGAGCUGGGCUGCUUCCUGGCUGGAGCCCUGGUGUCCUCGCAGGGCCAUGCGGUCGCCGAGGAGGUCGUGUCCUACGUGGAGCCCGUCCGCGACUUCCUGGCCAUCGUGUUCUUUGCGUCCAUAGGCCUUCAUGUGUUCCCCACCUUCGUGCUCUACGAGCUCACUGUCCUGCUGGUCCUCACGCUCGCGGUGGUGGUCAUGAAGUUCGUCCUGGCAGCCCUGGUCCUGUCCCUGCUCCUGCCCAAGACCAGCCAGUACAUCAAGUGGAUCGUGGCCGCCGGGCUGGCCCAGGUCAGCGAGUUCGCACUGGUCCUGGGGAGCCGGGCACGCAGAGCCCGAGUCAUCUCCCGGGAGGUGUACCUGCUCAUCCUGAGCGUGACCACGCUCAGCCUGCUCCUCGCUCCGCUGCUCUGGCGCGCUGCCGUCGCCCGGUGCGCGCCCCGGCCGGAGAGGCGGUCCAGCCUCUGA